Molecule: messenger RNA, 5176 nt
Organism: Gigantopelta aegis
Lineage: Eukaryota; Metazoa; Mollusca; Gastropoda; Neomphalida; Peltospiridae
Product: extracellular serine/threonine protein kinase FAM20C-like
Exons: 9
Coding region: 573-2147 (524 amino acids)
Biological process (GO): protein phosphorylation
Cellular component (GO): Golgi apparatus
Molecular function (GO): phosphotransferase activity, alcohol group as acceptor
Source: RefSeq, a predicted model, not a curated record
UAGUUUGCAGUGAAGAUGUUUUGAAAAUCAAAUAUACAUAACUACGUUCGAUUUUAUUGACCAGCUCGCCGGUAUGUAAACAACGAAGCUCUUACCUGCAGCGUUGUGGCCUGUCGGACUGGCUGAUCGCCGCUGUGGCUGUUACAAGGUGUAUCCAGUUCCACUUGACGUCGCUUAUCAUACGCGGCAAACAUUUGUAUGCAAACUAUUAUCCAGAAGACACCGAAGUGCACAGUUUGCCACAAGAUACAAGAAAUACUGUAUGCGCUUAGAGAGACAUUUGCCAGCUUCUUCCCCAAAAUGUGUCCUACGGUGUUGUUUUUUCAAAGAAACUAAAGUCAAACUACACUUAUAACACAGAUAAUGCCCGUGUUGAUUGAGAUGUGCAUUUAUGGCUUGCAACAAGAGAUCACACUGGGGGAGAAAAUCAACACUAAUCACCGACAGCCUACACAGACUGGUAAUAAAAACCCAUGGUGUGAUUGAACUGGGAGAUGUGUGACAGUCUCACAUAAUGGCAGUUAACCCGUACCAUGGGUACAGGUGUGUGGCGACAGUGAUUUGAAGAAAAUAUGCGCCUCGCGCGGAGGUUGCGUUCUACGUCUUACAUUGCAGCGCUCUGUCUACUUCUGUCGUGUACUUGGCUUACAGUCUUUAUUACACAGAACAUGUUCGGGUCAUCGAAAACGUAUUAUCCGCGUCUGCAGCCAGACAAGGUUAGAGAAGAUAGGCUUACUGCGACUAUGUCGUCUGUGAAAGACCGUCUGAACGAAAUCGGUGAUAGUGGCAAGAACAGAACAGGCAAACACAAGGUGACGUCUGGCAGUUUUGAUCUUGAACACGUACUUUUGACAAAAGAAAAGAAUAACCCGACAACAGAAACGUUGUCGCCUGCUGCUGGAGGCGCCCCUACAAAACACAGUUAUGCAGAUCAACAAGUAGCCAAUAUGUUAACUGAGCUUACAAAGAGAAACGAGAAGUUUUUAGUGAUAAAAAAACAAGACUCCUAUUUAAAGUUCUUAAGAAAUGACAGAAAACUGAAAAAGAGAAAAGGUUUUGGAUUACCCGUGUAUAGGAAUUAUAAAGGGUAUUCAAACUGGGAGAAGUUCCACAUGGGGAUAGACCAGUACGCGUUGUAUGACCCGGCAGAUCCAGCCAUAGGGGGACUUCUUCGUGAUUUGAGCACACUUCCCAUAGUCGAUGUCGAGCAAAAGAAAGGUGGUACUCAACUUAAACUUAUAUUUAUAUUCAACGACGAAGGUCAUGCACUCUUUAAACCGAUGAGAUUUUCACGAGAAACAGAAACCCUGAUAAACCAUUUUUAUUUCUCUGACUUCGAAAGACAUACAGCGGAAAUAGCUGCCUUUCACCUUGACAGACUGCUGGGGUUCUACAGAAUUCCACCGACUGCAGGUCGAGUAGUGAACAUAACUCAUGAUAUCAAGAGACUGGCAACUAAUAAGUUAGCCAAAACAUUCUUCAUAUCCCCAGCUAACAACAUUUGCUUUCAUGGCACUUGUUCGUAUUACUGUGAUACUAACCACGCGAUAUGUGGGAAUCCGGAUACGAUUGAAGGAUCCUUUGCUGCAUUCCUUCCGCCUUCCAGGAUAGUUCCUCGGCAAACUUGGCGGAACCCUUGGAGCCGCUCCUAUAGCAAACACCGCAAAGCAUACUGGGAAGUGUAUGACGACCUGUGCGAAAAGAUUAGAUACAAACCACUUUACAGCAGUGGCCGUAGAUUGCUUGACAUCAUGGAUAUGCAUAUAUUUGACUUUCUGACAGGCAAUUUGGAUCGACACCAUUAUGAAACCAUAGAGGUCUAUGGUAACAACACAUUUCUUCUUCAUUUUGACAAUGGAAGAGGGUUUGGACGACAGAUGCACGACGAGAUGUCCAUUUUGGCUCCCAUAACGCAAUGCUGCUUAAUUCGACAUUCCACGUUUGUGAAACUGGGCAAACUGUACAGUGGUCCUGAUAAACUGAGCGACAUGAUGAGGACGUCUUUGUCAGCAGACGACCUAACACCAAUUCUUACCGACCUCCAUCUUAAAGCGUUGGACAGGAGAGUUAACAAGAUACUCGUAGUGAUUGUCGGCUGUUUGCAAACCAAGAACUACACUGAUGUCAUUGUGGAUGACCAUCUGUAGACGUUUUCAUGCUGUUUGUCACUUGUCCUAUUGUAUUAUGGUGCUGUAUGGUGUCGUGUGGUGGUGUGUGUAUCACAGUAUAAUGUGUUUUCAUGUUUUCAUGUAUGGAUAAUGUGUAUAGACGUAUGUGUCCGUCCGUCCGUCCGUGCGUGUAUGAAUGUGAAUAACGAAUACGAUGCCCAGGGAAUAUUUGACGUAAUUUGUGGAAUGCCUGCUAUAUAAUUAUUCUUGUUAAACACCCAUAGCAAACCACGCAUAGAUUAGAAGGCAUUAUGACGUUUGUUCCGAAAAUAGAAUGGGAGUUGCGAGGCCCAAUUCUUAUUUUUGAAGAAACGUCUUAAUGCCUUCUUAUUCAUAUCUCUAUUUAGACGACAUACCAUUUGUGCAUUGCCUCACAUGGGCGAAUCAACGAACAUGACAUUGUUACACAAGUUGCAGACUACAGGUUUUUGCGGGCCAAUCGUGUUGUGUAUUUUUUUAUCACGUGUCUCAUCAUUAAGAAUGGCUUCUCGGUUGGUUCUUCUCGAUUAAUACGCUCAGAAUGCAAGUCUAAUUGGCUGAAAUGAUUGGGCAACAAUACGUUGCUUUCUAAAUUUACCCACAAUGUUGUGAAGAGCACUACGAUUGAAAAGUGUAAAUUCGGGCAGCAUGACUCAUCGCCUACCCUCCGAAAUAACCUGUGCCAUUGUUUUAGCAUUAAUUAUAAUUUAUAUUUAUCAUUUAUUCCCAACUCCAUCAUGUCCAAAAUCAUGUCCGAAUACAAAAUAUGAAUGAUUACAGUUUAAAACAAAUACACUUACAUUAAGAAUGAUUAAACCUUAUAAUAUAUAGUCAGUUAUUGUUUCAUAGUUCAUCAUCAUUUUGAUUAAAACCGAGCAAAGUCAAACUAGUAUUAGCCAAAAGUCGAAAGUUUUUUUCUUUCUUUCUUUUGCUUUCCCCCCACUCUCGUACAUGUACACGUGUUUUUCCCCGAAUCGUUCAGUUCACAUAACGGUUACUAAAUUCCCUUCAUCAUGAAAGAUAAAUAGAUUAUGACAUAGUUUCUUAGACUAAAGGUACCCGCCGGUAAUAAAACACUUUUGAUGUCGUAUGUAAGAUGUAUGUUUAUAAUCAGACCACUAUUGUCCAGAAGACAUGUCGACUGAAUGGUACAAUCUUAUAUAAUAUCGGCCUCUGGUUAGUUCCGUGGACAACACUAUUCGACUGUAAAGCCAGUUCAAUAGGCACCUGGUUAGUUCCAUGGACAACCCUAUUCAACUCUGUAAAGCCUGAUCAAUCGGUCUCUGGUUAGUCUCGUGGAGAACACUAUUCGACUCUAUAAAGCCUGUUCAAUUGGCCUCUGGUUAGUUCCGUCGACAAAACCAUUCAACUGUAAAGCCUGUUCAAUCAACCUCUGGUUAGUUCCGUCGACAAAACCAUUCGACUGUAAAGCCUGUUCAAUCAACCUCUGAUUAGUUCCGUCGACAACGCAAUUCGACUGUAAAGCCUGUUCAAUCGGCCUCUGGUUAGUUCCGUGGACAACACCAUUCGACCGUAAAGCCUGUUCAAUCAACCUCUGGUUAGUUCCGUGAACAACGCUAUUCGACUGUAAAGCCUGUUCAAUCAACCUCUGGUUAGUUCCGUGGACAACGCUAUUCGACUGUAAAGCCUGUUCAAUCAACCUCUGGUUAGUUCCGUGGACAACACCAUUCGACUGUAAAGCCUGUUCAGUCAGCCUCUGGUUAGUUCCGUGAACAACGCGAUUCGACUGUAAAGCCUGUUCAAUCAGCCUCUGGUUAGUUCCGUGAACAACGCUAUUCGACUGUAAAACCUGUUCAAUCGGCCUCUGGUUAGUUCAGAACAGAACAGAACAGAACUUUAUUACACUCAGGCCGUUAUGUAACGGCGUAAGAGGAACAUACAUAUUCUGAUUUUGACAAGAUGGUUAACAGGAGGAUACAAAUAAUAGGAAUACAUUGCUUGGUACAUAUAUGAAUACAAAUACAAAUACAUAACAUUACAUUACAUUAUAAAAAUAUGUGUAUUAAUAAUAUAAAUACAUGAUAUUACAUUAUAGAGAUAUGUGUAUUAACCAUAUAGAUGCAUUCUGCGAUGUAACAAAGUAGAGGUAUAUUGUAAAAUAUAAUUAUUCAUAAAAUUUCAGUUACAACUGUGUACUUUAUAAUUAUUGGUAUUACAAUAUAUAGGUAUAAAUAAAAUAAAAUAAAUAAUAAUAAUAAUAAAAAUUAAAUUUUAAUAAAAUAACAAUAAGACAUAAAAUAAUGUAAUACGAUUUAAAAUAUAUCAAGUAUAGUUCUAUGUUGACCUUUAGUUUCAUUAAUUGGUUAAUGUAUGGUAAUUUUGGUUGUUGUUGGGUAUUGUUGUUGUUAUGGGCGUUUAAAUACUUGAAAAAUUAUAUUCAUGAAUUUGGCUAAUGUUUUUUAGUGUGCUUAUUCUGUUACUGCUCAUAAGUUCUCUAAAUUUAUAUAUAUUUGGUCGUAUAUAAUAAUAUGGACGUUAACAUUCUUUCCGGGUAUUGUUGAAAAAACUACAUACAAAUAAAUAAUGAAAUUCGUCUUCUAUGUCGUUUUCAUCACAAAUAGUACAAAGUCUAUCUUCUAAUAGAACUGUAUUCCAACGUCCAGUCUCAACAGGUAAAUAAUGGUUAGAAGUCCUAAAUUUUAUCAUAACAGUCCAUAACAUUCCGUGGACAACGCUAUUCGACGCUGUAAAGCCUGUUCCCCAUAAAAUCAGCAACAUGCUGCAAAACGCCGCAGCUCGAUGCAGUAAUGAAACGAAUGUAUUGCCGAGCUGUCUUGUUGAGACAUAUAUAUAUAUAUAUAUAUAUAUAUAUAUAUAUAUAUAUAUAUAUAUGUAUAUAUAUAUAGUGUAUAUUAUUUUUAUAAUGAGUUUUAUGGUGUGUAAUGUUUGUUAAGAUAGCUGUGUAUGAACUAUAUCAUCGCCGGUGUCACCGGUAUUGUUUUCUGUGAAAUGCUUUAACAAUAUUGCUAAUUUAUAAAUGUAAAUCAAAUUAACAAAUUUCUACAUUU